CCUAAUAUCAAAUGGAUCUAGUGAUAAAUAAUCUAGUCAAUUUUUUCGACUACAUCUAGAUCUAUUUGUCCUAAAUAAAUAAUAAAUGGCCAAGAGAACACCUCAAAUGACAUCAAAGGAUGCUAUUAUUAACUUUAAAUCUAAAGUCUCAGAUAGUUUACCCCUGCUGGGCUUCCUUAACAAUGAGGAUAAAGUUGAUGUUUGGAGAUUUUGGAAAACUGUUUCAUCUGCUGUCAAAAUAGCAGUAAAUGGUAAAGGUGAAAUUGUGGAAACACCUCCAAGAAGAAACUAUAAAUCUGCUAAAAACAACAGAGAAAGACAGCUGGAAGAAUAUCGUCUCCAGCAUCUCGAUAGAGGCGCUAUCACUAUCUAUGUGCCAGUGCAGUGCUCAGAAAAAGGAUUUAGAAAAUGUAGAGUUUUGAAAAUUGCCAAUCAGAGAAAAAUUUCUGAUUACUAUGAGACAUUUCCAAUCCUUGAAGGAGAUGAAUCAGAUGUUCCACUCCCUGAAGCAGAUCUGGAAAGUAUUGACCUUUCAGCUCUUAGCCAAAGCAAGAUUGAAGAGCACAAAAUUGAUGAAAAAAUGUCUGAUAAAGUAACACCUAAUGAUAGCUUAGUUGAGGAUAUAGCCAGUUUUUUAAAAAACAAUGAAAGCAGUGUUUCUGUUCACGAAUCAAGUACACCCUUAAAGACUGCUGACAGUAAUUCUUGUAAAUUAGAUAAAUCCAAACCAGUUCGUAGAAUCUGGCCUGUCGGGCGUCCAACAACCAGGUCAUUGGGAGCUCGAAUAAUAAAAGAUGAAUGCUAUGAAAAUAUUCCAACAAGAAAGAGUGUCAAAAAUUCUGAGGGUGGUAAUGUUGAUGUUGGUUCCAUUACAUUUUAUCCUAGUGUUAAAGAAGAAGUGUCAGAUACUGUAGAAGAUGACUUUAACAUCACUAUAGUUCCAGUCGGGAACAGUGUCAUGCAAAUCUCCCAAAGUACAUUGUCAGGUCUUCAUGAACACCUAGAAAAUUCUCAGGAAAUCAUAACUCAGCAGUUAAAUGCUUCUCAAAUAGAACCGGAAGCAUCACUUUUUCAUCCCAACAUGCAUUCUGAGAGUACAGUAUCAGACUACCAUAUGCAGGUGAUCAUUCCUGACAUUCCACACUCUGACAUUGCUGCAGAGAGUGAUAGACAUGUCUUUGUAGACCAGGGACUCAUGAAGCAGGAAGAGGAAUCUAUGCAUUCAGAGGAGCAAUCUAUUCCUGUGUAUGGCUCUUCAUCUGAACUAAGUAAAAAUGAACACAGUGCUGCAAUGCAAAGCAACAUAACUCCUCGAAAUGCUUCAGACAUUGAAACUAUAAUAACAGCCUUGGAAGAAGAACUUAAAAAAACUGGCUCCACAAUUACAGUUGAAUCCAGUAUGAAAGAAAACCCAAUAACUGAGGACAUGUGUGUAACAGAUAUUCCCGGAGACUUUGAUGAGGCACCAGUGCAGACUGUGCAGAUUGUGGAUGGGGAAGAAAUUGUUGAGGUUCAGCAUAUGGGCAAUGUUAUCUGGACCAGUGAUGGGGAUGUCCAGAUUCUUGACCACACUCAUCUAGUUGAUUCCACCACCACUAAUGAUGGCACUGUUGUGUUUGAAGGACAGCCAGUUGAAGCUCAGUAUGAUGUGGUGGAGUAUGAAGUUUUGGCUGAUAAAAAGUUGAAAAGAGGACGGAAAAAGAAAAUAAAAGAGGAAAAUAGUGGUACCAAGUCAGAAGAAGUAGAUCGCACAUGUCCCAUUUGUCAUCGAGUUUUAAACUAUGCAUCCUCAAUGACAGCUCACAUGAGGAUCCAUACAGGCAUCCGGCCUUACAGUUGUGGUCAGUGUGACAGGAAAUUUACAACAAAGGCUAACAGAGAUCGACAUGAAGCAACACAUGUUGGUCUGAAACCCUUCCAGUGUAAUCAGUGUAAUAAAAGCUUUACUGAGAAACGCUCACUCAAAAUUCACAUGCGCACACAUACAGGAGAGCGUCCAUUUGUUUGUAAUGUGUGUGGACGAGGUUUUACACAAAAAUGUACACUUUUGGUCCACAUGGAUCGCCAUACAAACAAAAAAGGUCACUUGUGCGAUCUUUGUGGAAAAGCCUUUCGACAAAAGUGUCAGCUUGACGUCCAUGUAAAGCGUCAUAAAAGACAAGCCAGUUUCCCUUGUAAUGAAUGUUCCACAAAGUGCUAUACCAAAGGUGACCUGAUGAGGCAUAUGAUCAAACACACUGGGGAGAGACCAUUUCAAUGUCAGCUAUGUAAUAGAGCAUUCACCCGCAAACAGUAUCUGAUUGACCACGAGAAUCAGCACUAUGGGCGUAAACCUUACAGAUGCUCAGUGUGCUCAGCAACAUUUCAUGACAUGGGAUCAUGUCAUAGGCAUCUCAGGAAACAUAAACAGGAUGAAGAAGGUGAAAACAGUAAAGGCCCUACCAAAUCAGCUUUACUUAACAGCACAGAUUUUCAUAUGAUACUCGAGGGAACCCAGAUUGGACAGAUUCUCAAACUUGAUGAUGGUACUGAUGCUUUGGUAAAGGCUGUUACAGCAGAGGCAGAUGGCAGCACAGUGUACCACAUUACUUGUUUGGGGAAAUCUACUCCUUCAACAGUGGUUCACUGCACUGACACAUCAGAAGCAUCAGCUCAAGAAGAAGGAGGCCAGUAAUUGAUUUCAGAGUCUAAACAUUGUUCAUGUGUCCUAAAUGAAACUUCUAACAUUAAAUACAACUUUGAACUUGUCUAUGACACAUGUUGGCUGAGGGGUGAAAUACUUGGAUGUCAAGUUCUGUUGGAGCUGUUAACAUUUUCAUCUGAUGCAUAUUUGACAUCUGUAAAUGAUAUUAAUUAUUGUGUUGGACACACAAUCUUUUCCUUCCACAGAAACAGUGAUCUUUUAGACCAUAGAUCAUUUGUGAAAAGCAUUAUUUAAUAAAUCCAUGCUGUAUUGAAUCUCUGAAGACCAUGUUAACUAGUUUCAAACCAGAAGCAGUAAAUCUUGGACCAACUUAAACUUAUGAAUCACUUUAAAAUAAAAGCAUGUUUUAUCUGUGUAAAUUUGAUUCUAUAAAAGUAAACAUAAAAUUAUUCAACUUUAAUAAGAAAAGGGCUCAAUAGUAUUUUGAAUGUGAGGUUUCCAGGGAUAGUCAGGAAACAAUUUGUUCACAUUUCCUUAUCCACCACAAUUCUUGUAUUUAAAACGAGUACAUAUAAGUAUUAGUUUUAAACUAUUUCAAUGAUAUAUCAGUGAUAAUUUGACCUUAUGUAUCUGCUGUGCAGAAUAAUAACAAUUAUUAAAUGCUUUAUUUAUCAUUAUUAUCAUUAAUUGUAUGCCAUGUUCAUAUAUUGUAGUAUUGUGUUAUAAUAAAACAUUCUUGAAAAAAAUUGUGUAAAUAGAAUCAUUUUAGUACACAUUUGAAUUAAUUAUCACAGUGUCAUUUAUCAAGUCACUCUUUAUGUAUACAAGAAACUCUCUUGUUCCAUAUCUUGUCCUAGGCAUUUAGAAUGAGACAUUUUCUCAAGAAGGGUGUACAUUCAAAUAUGGCUGGAUUAAAAGCUCAAAAUUUCUGAUUGUCUGAGUCUUUGAUGACUUAGUCCCUUUCAUCCAUCUCCAAAUGGUAACUAGGAAUCACCUAGGUAAAGGUCAAUGCAAAUAAUGCACAUAGCAGACAUUCAGCAAUAGCUGUAAAAGAAAGGGAGUCGGUUUACUUCCUUCAGUUAAUAUGUGUGCACUUGAUAUGAUAAAUAAAUUAGUACAAGUUUUCAAAACUAUAACAUCUUGAGUGCACAAGUUGAUAAAAUUAAUUAAAAGAGUGAAUUGUUGAGUAAAAUGACUGAUUGUUUAAGAAAUCGUUUAUUUAAAAUUAUAACUACGUAAAAUUUUCUGAAUGUUUAGAUCCUAAAAAAUAUUUUGCUUUUUUUUGUAUAUGUUUUAAAAGUUGUUUUUUUUUUUUCUUGUUAAAUAUUCAACCUGGAUCACUACUAUAAUGACUCAUUUUAAAUACAAUUAUUCAUAGUUUUAAAGUUCAUUAUUCAUGAAUAUUGAACAAAUGAUAUCUCUAUUGUAGUUUAUUGAGCAAAAGAUAUAUGUAUUGUAGUUUAAGUAUUUCAUCAAAUAUGAAAAUAAAUCAUUGAAUUUUCUUUUUUUUUUUUUACAAAGCUUUUAUCAACUCACUCAGUCUAUCUGUCUGUCUGGUAAAAAGUGUGUACACAGUGUUUCUCCCACACCCAUUCUCUGAUCAAUUUGAAACUUUGCACAAUUAUUCAUUGGUAUAGACAAAACAUGGAUAUAUAAUAACAAAAUUAAUAACAAAUUAAACAAUUCAGUACUGGAAAUUAAUUAUUUUGUUUGAUACCAACAAGGGAAACUAAUCCUUCAGUAUUCACAGAUAGAGCUAAAUUUGUCCACUUAAAUAAUUGUUAUCCGUAUUUCUCCCUCACACAUUCUCCAAUCAAGUUGAUACUUAAAACAAUUAUAAAUUGUUCCUAACAAAACAUAAAUCAAUUUUUUUUUAAAUACCAAUUAGUCAAUUAAUUAUUGAUAGUUUAUUAUUUUUUUGUUUGAUAUCUGAUAAGAAAAAUAACUUGUACAUUAUUGAUAUAGUUUUAAGGGCAGAGUUCUUCCCCUUUAUAAGAGUUUUUGUUUUUUAAAGGAUUUUAAAAAAAUUUUGCUUGUUUAACUUUUUUUUCAUGAUUUAAAAUUUUGACAGGAAUUAUAAUACUCAUAAGGGUUAAGUAUUUACUAUGAAAUGAAAGAAAUGCACAGGGGAUUAAGUGAUGCCUAGUGUUAGGGAAGCUGAUGUAAAGAAAAAAGGAUUUACACAAUUCAAGACAAAGUGAUUAACAUUAUAUUCUUUAAAUUGAGUCCGAAACAUUGUUUCAUUUUUUUUAGAGUUACAAAAUUACUGUCUGUUAAGAAAGUAGUAAUCAAACUAUUUUUUAUAAUGCCUAUUAAUUAUAUGAUUCCACUUAACACAUAAUCUCAUAGAUUUCUUUGCCAUUGUGUCAAUAGUCAAGUGCCUUUCAAGUCCUUGUAAAGAAAACAUUUUUUUUUAUUAAAGUAUGCCUCAAAAAUGAA
Messenger RNA from Biomphalaria glabrata, 5083 nucleotides. RefSeq names its product zinc finger protein 16-like. Gene Ontology annotation, cellular component: nucleus. Bases 86 to 2674 code for a protein of 862 amino acids. The transcript has 7 exons. The record is from RefSeq and is a predicted model, not a curated record. Lineage: Eukaryota; Metazoa; Mollusca; Gastropoda; Planorbidae.